Molecule: messenger RNA, 1850 nt
Organism: Brachypodium distachyon (stiff brome)
Lineage: Eukaryota; Viridiplantae; Streptophyta; Magnoliopsida; Poales; Poaceae
Product: ELMO domain-containing protein A
Exons: 9
Coding region: 493-1527 (344 amino acids)
Source: RefSeq, a predicted model, not a curated record
ACAAAUCCAAAUUCGCCACCCGCCUCUCCUCCCUCUCGCGGCACGAGAGCUGAUCCCCUUCUCUUCUCCGACCCCGGCGCCGGCCCGCCACCGCGAUCGGCCAGGUAGGUACGCGCGCCGCCAGGAUCCCCCUUCCCAAUACACCCUAGCGCGAUCUUCCCCUCUACUUGUUACCUCUCCAAUUUAGACGAAGCGGGGCUCGAUCGCGAUCUGUUGGUUUGGGGGAGGAGGGGAUCGAUCGGUGGAUCAAACGCGCGAUUUUGGUCCGAUCGCCGCGCGAUAUAAAGGAUCACAUCGCCGGCGACAGCCAGGCGCUUUUUCUUUCUUUCCUUUUAGCAGCUUCUUCUGAUCCAGCUACCAUUUGCUGCUUGAUCUAGAUGCUUCAUUGGUACUCAACUACUCAGAUGGAUACAAUCUUUUGUUUAUUUUUCUUGUGGAGAAUGGGGAUGGAUUGCGUUGUUCUAUAUACUUCCCAAGGACCAAAAUUCUCCUAUGUUUGUUUGUUUGCGUAGCAGGUAUGGUCAACGCAGCCGUCUGAGCAGCACUAGUAUGGCCUCGAAAGCUAUAAGGAGGAGGCCUUGCGUUGCGGACACCGAUAAAGGGAGCGAGGAGAAGCGUAUGGAGGCGGCGACGGUGACUGAUUCUGUCUCUGUCACCGAACCUCUACUUGGGAAUAGUACUCAGGGGAAUAAAUCGAAGGGAUACGAGCCUAGGACAAGACUGGAUUUCUGGGACGAGAAAACGCGUAAGUGCCUUCAUUGGGCACAUGUCGUAUCGAAUUUUAUCAGCCAAUCUGCAAGAAAUAUAGUAAAUGCUAUUUCUGAAUUUGGAUCGUGGCUAGCAAGGUUCUUUGGUUGCUCCUCUUCAGCUGAAAGGUCACAAAAUCGGCAUACGGUGAUAGUUGAUCUCAGUCCAUUACAGGAAGAAAGAUUACAUUCCGUGAGACAAAGAUUAAAUGUGCCAUUUGACUGCUCUGUCAUCAAGCACCAGGAUGCUCUGAAAGAACUUUGGAGGUUGGCUUAUCCUAACCGACAACUUCCUCCUCUGAAAUCAGAACUAUGGAAGGAGAUGGGCUGGCAGAACUCUGACCCAGCAUCAGAUUUCAGGGCUGGGGGGGUCAUGUCCUUGGAGAAUCUGAUAUAUUUCGCCAGAAAUUACCCAGGUUCCUUUCAGAGGCUACUACAUAAGGCAGAUGGUGAAAGAGCUGAAUGGGAAUACCCAUUCGCAGUAGCUGGCGUAAACAUAUCUUAUAUGUUAGUGCAAAUGCUGGAUUUGCUGUCAGGAAAUAGGAUGUCGAAAGCUGGUGUUUGCUUUGUUGAGCUACUUGAAGAUGACGAGAUGGCUUUUGAUAACCUCUUCUGCGUAGCUUUUCAGAUGCUUGAUGCACAGUGGCUCGCGAGGAAAGCUAGUUAUAUGGAAUUCAAUGAGGUUCUGAAGUCCACACUAGUUCAGUUAGAGCGAGAGCUUACUGCCGGAGGCGUUUCGAGCGUACAUAACCUGCCAUCAUUUAGAAUGCUGGAGAGUUAGCCCUGUAGCGAUGCUCUUUACAGAAAAGGAGGACCUCUCACCUGUUAGUAGCUUGUCAAAUAUGCUGCUCAUUCUUUUAUUUGUUAUUAUUGAAUGUAAUGUAAGAUUACUGACCAUCGAUAUCAAAUAUUUAGUUCACACUGAUGAUUAUCUAAUCUGGUACCAUGAAAAGAUACUUGCUCUGCCAGGUUUUGCCAUUAAGCUCUCCUGUUUUGGGGGUGUCUACUAAGUUUACUGUUUCUGUAGCAAAAUGUACUCCCAGGAGUGUAACCUUUUGAAAUAAUGUGAUCUUUGUAUGGAACAGCAGUUAACAGGUCUUCUUA